Molecule: messenger RNA, 2478 nt
Organism: Biomphalaria glabrata
Lineage: Eukaryota; Metazoa; Mollusca; Gastropoda; Planorbidae
Product: L-threonine 3-dehydrogenase, mitochondrial-like
Exons: 10
Coding region: 237-1391 (384 amino acids)
Biological process (GO): L-threonine catabolic process
Molecular function (GO): L-threonine 3-dehydrogenase activity
Source: RefSeq, a predicted model, not a curated record
CACAAAUAUUUUAAUAUUACCCCCCCCCCCUUCUUUUUUCCCAACAAAGUUGGUAUUUAUUUAAGAAACAACUGAACCUUAACUUUCCAGGUGCCCUGGUCCAACGUAUGGUCAACGUGUAACAGCCAGCCACUGACUAGUUGGUCUACUCUUUAGUUCACAACCUUUGAAAUACUCCAUUGAGGCAAGUCUCCACUGAGGCAAGUCUCCACCUAGGCAAGUCUCCACUGAGGCAAAUGAAAAUGAACGUUAUCGCUGGCCAGCUGAAGCGGGCUGUCAGCCUUGGAACAAAAUUUCCUUUGGGCAAGCAGCUAUCAACGUACCGACCAAAGGUCCCAGUACGACCAAAGAAGGAAGUACUGACGGCAAUGUCAUCCAAACGCAGUAGUCAUGGUUACUACCGCGAUGUUGAAAGUCGACCCAGGAUACUUAUAACAGGCUCUUUAGGUCAGCUUGGGCCAGGUCUAGCUAGAAUAUUUAGAGAAAAAUACGGUCGUGACAAUGUCAUCAUGUCUGACAUCAACAAAGCGUCAGAAUCAGUGUUAGAGUCAGGUCCGUUCCUUUUUGCGGACGUGCUGGACAUGCGGUCACUGCGAGAGAUCUGUGUUAACUACGAGAUCGACUGGCUGGUACAUCUGAGUGCUCUGCUGAGUGCUGUGGGUGAGGCUAAUGUCCCAUUGGCCAUGCAGGUCAACAUUGAAGGCUUACACAACGUCCUUGAAGUGGCCAGAAUGUACAAGUUAAAACUGUUCAUUCCAAGCACUAUUGGUGCAUUCGGUCCAGACUCACCUAGAAAUCCCACACCGGACAUGACCAUUCAAAGGCCAAGGACAAUUUAUGGUGUUAGUAAAGUCCACGCUGAGCUGAUGGGAGAAUAUUACCAGCACAAGUUUGGUAUCGACUUCAGAUGUUUACGUUACCCCGGCGUGAUAUCAACAGACCAGCCAGGAGGUGGCACUACUGACUAUGCAUUGAAGAUAUUUCACGAUGCUUUGACCACCAAAGUUCAUAUGUGUUUUUUAAAACCGGACACAAGACUCCCAAUGAUGUAUAUCGAUGAUCUGUUAACAGCCACUUGUGAAUUUAUGCAGGUUCCUGAGAGUCGACUGUCUAUGAGAACAUACAACAUUGGUGCGGUAGACUUUACGCCAGAUGAACUAGCCCAUGAAAUUAGAAAAUUUGUUCCCGAAUUGGAAGUCGUUUACAAACCAGACCACAGACAGGCAAUUGCGGACUCUUGGCCACAAAAAUUUGAUUACAGUAACGCUGUCAAAGAUUGGGGUUAUCGACCUUUGUACAAUCUGCCAACGUUGUGUGAAGUCAUGUUUCAGUCGCUGAUGCCCAAGUACAAGAACAGGAAAGAUCAAAUCUUGGAGGAAGUGAAAGAAUAAUAGUAAGAAGAACAACGUUGCAAUUAUGGGUGUUAUACUCCUGUAAGUCAUUAAGUAAACAAAUAUUUGGAUAUUCAAUUACAUUUAUAAUGUUGAUGUCUGAGUGUAUUCCUGAGUAAGCGUGUAUAAGUGUGUGUGUGUGCAUCUCUUCUGAAAUUAUCAACCAGUAGUGUUGAAAUAUUUGAUCUCAUGUACAUUUAUUUUUUAUAUAUAUCUGUCUACAAUAUAUAUUUUAAAUAUGUAUUAAAUUGUCAUUUAUGUUAAAGAUCUGAGAAAAAGGAAAUUAUCUCCCUCUAAAUACUGUUAAAAACGAGAUUAAUGUUGGUUUUUACAUUGUUCAUCACAUUCUUCAUCCAUGAACAACGUGACAUUUUGUUAUUAAUUCCUAAACCAGGGGUUCUCAACCUGUGGAUCGCGACCCCCUUGGGGGUCGAUUGACAAUUUGCCAGGGGUCGCCAAAGACCAUUGAAAAAAUGGAUUGUUAUUGUCUAUUCUUCAAUUGCUGUGUGUGUGCGGGGGAGGGGGGUCGCGGCUAAGUGGGGGAUUGUAAAAAGGGGUCGCCAAGCAUAAAAGGUUCAGAACCGCUGUACCUAAACCACAUCAUCGGUUCAUAUUCACAAUGUUUCACUAUCAACUAAAUGGUAUGAAAUCACUGUUAUGACAUUCCCCCCAUUAGUUAAAAUUUAAACGAUUUUUAAACAAAUAUUUUUUUUUUUUUUAUAAUGGGCCCUACUAUAAAUGGUAGGCUAUUAUUGUUUAAUAGACAUUGUCAACCAAUUUCACUACAACUGGCUAGCUGCUAGCUUAUUAGAGCUUCUAGUUUUAUUAAGAAUCGUUUAAAUUGAGUUUUGCAUACCUAAUUUUCGUACAAAUAUUUUUUUACAUUUUUGUGGACUAUAUAUUAAUAUGUAGAUUAUUUUGUAAUUUUAAUCAUAUCUUAAUGUUACAUUUUAUUGUGUAAAGCGAUGUAUAAAAUGUAAACAUGUAAAAGACAAUAUCUAUAUAAUUGCAUCGUUUAGAUUUUAUUUAAUUUGUUUGUUUGGUGAAUUAAAAUAAGUGAACAUUUUGUUCAUUAAAAUAAUAAAAA